This is a messenger RNA of Drosophila yakuba, 1466 nucleotides long. RefSeq names its product glutathione S-transferase D6. Bases 42 to 1334 code for a protein of 430 amino acids. The record is from RefSeq and is a predicted model, not a curated record. Gene Ontology annotation, biological process: glutathione metabolic process. Lineage: Eukaryota; Metazoa; Arthropoda; Insecta; Diptera; Drosophilidae. The transcript has 3 exons. Gene Ontology annotation, molecular function: glutathione transferase activity.
AUAAGCGAAGAGAGACAGCGAAUAACACACAAAUAUACGAAAUGGAUUUCUAUUACUCGCCCCGUGGAAGUGGAUGCCGUACCGUGAUCAUGGUGGCCAAGGCCCUUGGUCUGGAGUUGAACAAGAAGCUAAUGAACACCCUUGAUGGUGACCAACUGAAGCCAGAGUUCGUGAAGCUCAAUCCCCAGCACACCAUUCCCACUCUGGUGGACAAUGGAUUCUCCAUCUGGGAGUCCCGUGCCAUCGCCGUUUAUCUGGUGGAGAAAUACGGCAAGGACGACUCCCUCUUCCCCAAGGAUCCCAAGAAGCAGGCUCUGGUCAACCAACGCCUAUACUUUGACAUGGGUACUCUGUACGAGAGCUUUGCCAAAUACUACUAUCCUCUUUUCCACACUGGAAAGCCCGGAACUGAUGAGGACUUUAAGAAGAUCGAGAGUUCCUUCGAGUAUCUGAAUAUCUUCCUGGAGGGCCAAGACUACGUGGCCGGUGAUCACCUUACAGUGGCCGAUAUUGCCAUCCUCUCCAGCGUUUCCACUUUCGACGCCUUUGAUUUCGAUCUUAGCAAGUACUCGAAUGUGGCCAAGUGGUAUGCCAAUGCCAAGAAGGUGACUCCCGGAUGGGACGAGAAUUGGAAUGGUGUGUUGGAACUGAAGGCAGUUUUUGACGCCCGUCCAACUCUUCUGAAGAUGGAUCUCUAUAACAUGUCUGGUUCCCCGAGCACCCGUGCUGUUAUGAUGACCGCCAAAGCUGUGGGAGUCGAGUUCAACUCGGUGCAAGUGAACACCUUUGUGGGGGAGCAGCUGAAACCAUGGUUUGUGAAGAUAAACCCUCAGCACACGAUUCCCACACUGGUGGACAAUGGAUUCGUUAUUUGGGAGACACGGGCCAUUGUUGUCUACCUAGUGGAGCAGUACGGAAAGGACGACUCUCUGUAUCCAAAGGAUCCCCAGAAGCAGGCUCUGAUCAACCAGCGGUUGUACUUCGAUAUGGGCACACUGUACGAUGGCAUUGCCAAGUACUUCUUCCCACUGCUCCGCACUGGCAAACCUGGAACUGAGGAGAAUCUGGAGAAGCUGAACGCUGCCUUUGAUCUUCUCAACACUUUCCUCGAUGGCCAGGAUUACGUGGCCGGCAAUGAACUAUCCGUGGCAGAUAUAGUUAUACUGGCCACCGUUUCCACAACCGAAAUGGUUGACUUCGAUUUGAGGAAGUUCCCCAAUGUCCACAGAUGGUACAAGAACGCCCAAAAAGUUACUCCGGGAUGGGACGAGAACUUGGAGAGAAUUCUAAGCGCCAAGAAAUUUUUGGCCGAAAACUUAAUAGAAAAGUUAUAAAUAUUAUUAAGAAAUAAUGUAUGUUUGUAAUUGGUUAGGGCGCGGGGUGCUGGGUCUGUGGUGCGGGGUCCCGCAGCUGCUGCAAACGAUCGCGGGAGAAAGUUGAAUAAAGAAUAGCGUAAAGAACUCGCA